AAGCCGCGGUAUCUCCUGACAUCAACCCCCUACCCCGCGAUGAGCGAGUGAUUUUCUUACAACUUACUCUCCUUAUCUUUGACCAAAUCGUCCACAAACCGCUGUCAUGAGGAUCUUUUAUAUCGGUGUCUUGCGAAAUGAUUUGCGAAAUGACGACGAGGCCGCCGUCGAGCUUUGCGGUGAGAGAGACCUCAGCAGCUUCUCGCGAUUCACGCGUGACAACUAUAAUGAAUUUAUGAUGCUCUUCUGCAAAACGGUCGCUCAACGCACCCGCCCCGGUCAACGCCAGGAUAUCGAAGAAAAGUCAUACACGUUCCACGCCUAUGGGAGGACCGAAGGUGUGGCGGGUGUCAUUGUCUCGGAUGGCGAAUAUCCGGCCCUUGUUGCCCACCAGCUCCUCUCGAAGGUUGUCGAUGAGUUUCUGGCCAAGUACCCCCGGACGUCGUUCUCGGAUACCCGCGUCGAAAACUCGUGCCCUCUCCCUCAACUGAAGGAGUACAUUGUCAAGUUUCAAGACCCAAGCCAGGCCGAUAGUAUCAUGAAGAUCCAGAAGGAAUUGGACGAGACCAAGAUUGUGCUGCACAAGACCAUCGAAAGUGUGCUGGAGCGAGGCGAGAAGAUCGACAGUCUGGUCGCCAAGAGUGAUGGCCUGAGCGCCCAGAGCAAGAUGUUUUACACCCAGGCCAAAAAGCAGAACUCGUGCUGCGUCAUUAUGUGAUUUUUGUUUUCAAAUCUUCUUUUUUGCCGAUAAUGCAACGCAUACUGUUUUCCUCAGCCAGUCCUAUUUAUGCUUAUUGAAAGUAUUGACUUUGCAAAGUUUACAUGGAUAGUAUAUCUUGGUAGAUCAGAACAGGCGUCUCUGCUUUUUACCUAUCUCACUUCUUGUCGACUAAUCCACCUGGCAUAAAAACGCACAUGCUGCCUUGCUACAUCACUAUGGCAUCUUAAAUGUCAGAUUAAGUGGACUAGUAUACUUGAUCUUUAUAUCAAUAUAUUGCAAAAUGAAAAUAACUAGAUUCGAAAUCCAUUGAUUCAUACCUAC
Aspergillus wentii DTO 134E9 is the source of this 1042-nucleotide messenger RNA. Its product is annotated as palmitoyltransferase YKT6. Gene Ontology annotation, cellular component: membrane; Golgi apparatus. NCBI's taxonomy places the organism in Eukaryota, Fungi, Ascomycota, Eurotiomycetes, Eurotiales, Aspergillaceae. Gene Ontology annotation, molecular function: SNAP receptor activity. Gene Ontology annotation, biological process: endoplasmic reticulum to Golgi vesicle-mediated transport. The record is from RefSeq and is a predicted model, not a curated record. Bases 107 to 718 code for a protein of 203 amino acids. The transcript has 4 exons.